AAAGGAACGUCUUUUACUCUUUACGGUAUCGCUCGCUUCUCUUCUUUCUCCUCAACACGAAGACCCCUCUUGCCUCUUUAUUAGAGAGACCCCUUCCUUCUUCUUCUUCACCUUCACCUUCUUCCUCGAUUCAGAUCGUCUCCUCCUCUGUUUUAUACUCACCCUAUUCCUUCGAAUCUCUCUCCAUUUUUAUCCCCAGAUUCUCCCUUCUUCAACCUCGUCGACUCUUCUUCAUCACUCUAUUUCUUCCGAUUGAGACUUCUUUCACUCUGAUUUUCUUCGACCCUUUACGGAUAUAUUCGGUCUUGAGUCUCCAUCGGAUUUGGAUUUGAAUGUAGGUAUCUCGCACGAGAGUUGUUGUUUAACGUAAAUCUGGGUUCUUUUUUUUGGUGGGUCGUUGUUUUUCUUCUACAUGCAGUUUUGGGGAUAGUACGUGCGAUUCAUCGAUCAAUCCUCGUUUAGAUAGACAUCAAGGAUUUAAAGGAGUCGUUAAGAGAGCAAUGGAAGGAGACAUGGUGGCUAAAGUGAAGAGAGAAACGGUGGUGGCAUGCAUGACUUGUCCUCUCUGUGACAAACUCCUCCGUGACGCCACUACCAUUUCAGAGUGUCUUCACACGUUUUGUAGGAAAUGCAUUUAUGAGAAAAUCACAGAGGAUGAGAUAGAGAGCUGUCCAGUAUGCGAUAUUGACCUCGGGGGUACCCCACUGGAGAAACUAAGGCCUGACCACAUUUUGCAAGACUUGAGAGCCAAAUUAUUUCCUCUAAAACGUAAAAAGGAGAGAGCGCCUGAAGUUGUGUCCUCCAUCUCAUUACCUGCAAAGAGGAAGGAGAGGUCUAUCUCGUCUUUGGUGGUAAGCACACCCAGGGUUUCAGCACAAGCUGGUACAACAGGAAAAAGAACAAAAGCUGCUACGAGAAAAGAUGUAAGAGGUAGUGGUUCAUUCACUAAGAGAACAGUGAAGAAGGAAGAAGAAUUUGGAGAUGAUCAUGUAGAGAGCGCAAGCUCGCCUGAAACACUUAAAAAGUUUACUCAGAAUAAAAGACAGUCUUCAUAUGCAAAUCCUAACCAGUCCCUCUCUAAUCGAAGAAACAAGGAUGUUGAUGAACCAUGGGAUUCCAAAUUACAUCUUUGGAAACCUCUAAAUUUUCUUGUGGAUGUGGCAAACGGAACAAAGGACCCAAAAUCUGAGCUUGGAAACGCAUCCCACAAUGAUGUUCAGGGGAGUAAAACCAAAACAAAGGAUCAUAAAAGAAAGUGUAAACUCGAGGAAGAGAUCAGCAAUAACGGUGAUCCUACAACAUCAGAAACUGCUACACUUAAACGAACGCGUCGGACUCGUCGCAAAAGGUCAUCUACUUUUGGUGAUUCUAGAAUUCCACUGUUACCAGGUGCAGCAAGCCUAAAACAGGAGAGGAGAAACGGUCAUGUUUGGUUCUCACUUGUAGCGUCAAGUAAUCAGGAAGGAGAAGCAUCAUUGCCUCAGAUUCCAGCAAACUACUUGAGAAUAAGGUAAGUUGUUCUUUUUGCUUUGCUCUGUUUCUUGUCACUAAGUUUUUAUAUGUCAACUGUGAAGUCUGUGAUCAAAUAUUACUUAUUAUUGCAUUGAUGGCUUUGAAUUCGAUUUCGCAGUUGUUUUACCCGAGUUUCCAUGUCAUGUUUGUUUUCUGUGGUAUACGUUUCUUGAUAAAGCCUUCUUCUUUUUUGGCCCAUCACACCUAAUCCUUGACUGGGAGGUGUCUAUUUUCUUGUUUGGGAGAAUUAUAUUGUGCCAGAGUUGAUCCCCUGUCUCAUUAUAUGGUAGGGAUGGAAAUAUUCCAGUUUCUUUUAUCCAAAAGUACCUCAUGAGGAAGCUUGAUCUCAAGAGUGAAGAUGAGGUAGAGAUAACAUGUAUGGGAGAACCAGUGAUCCCAACGUUGCAGCUUCACAGCUUAGUAGACCUAUGGUUGGAAACAACUUCUAAGCAUCAAAGAGUCGCUGCGUCAAUAGGUUCAUCUGCAAAGGAAUUUGUAAUGGUGCUAGUUUAUUCUCGGAAGCUCCCUGAAUGCAACAACUAAAGAGCUAUUCAUUGAAUCUUUUCUAGACCGAGAAGAAAGAAAAGUGCAGGAGCAGUGGAAUGUCUUGUGUAGAAAGAAACUUAGCAAUUUAUAUUUAUUUAAUUGUAAUCUUAAAAUUUGAAACAUUGGUGUGAGACAGACACUUUGUUUGUUUAUCCAAGAAGAUUCAAAAAUGGCUUUUUAAAGGAGAUUGUGUCCUUUUUGGAUAUUUGAAUGUAUGAUUAGGAUAAUGUUGUCAUUUCUAUAAAUAUUUGUUUCCUUGUUUGGACUAAAUGGAGAAGUACACGGAAUCCUUGUG
This is a messenger RNA of Arabidopsis thaliana (thale cress), 2353 nucleotides long. It is a transcript of the gene DRIP2, whose product is annotated as DREB2A-interacting protein 2. Bases 501 to 1514 code for a protein of 337 amino acids. NCBI's taxonomy places the organism in Eukaryota, Viridiplantae, Streptophyta, Magnoliopsida, Brassicales, Brassicaceae. The record is from RefSeq and is marked reviewed. Gene Ontology annotation, molecular function: ubiquitin-protein transferase activity; ubiquitin protein ligase activity. The transcript has 6 exons. Gene Ontology annotation, biological process: protein autoubiquitination; protein ubiquitination.